AUGACAAAUAUCGGUGGCAACGACAAGGCUGCUCCGGAAAAUAGAGAGCGUCCUUAUCCCGUGCUGACAGCCUGGGGCUUCGAGAUGCUUGUGAUGGUCAUGGCUAUCGUCUCGCUGGCAGGCCUCUUCAUCAUCCUCAACGCCGUCAACGGCAAGAUGAUAGCAGCAUGGCCGUGGGAGGGUCUACGAUUAGAGACGGUGAUAUCGUUCAUGGUCACAGUGACGGUUGCCUCCGUGGCCUACGUUAUCAUUCAGAUGCUUGGCCAGGCAGGAUGGUCAUGGCGGCCGCUGUAUGAUCUUGACGUCUUCAACCGCGGUGGCGAUGGCAUUCUUGCGUCUUUGCAGCUGCUAUUGUCCGUUCUCAGGAGCGGGCUUGCCGGUAUCCGCACGGCAGCUGGCGUCAUGGCAGUCUGCGCCGCGCUAAUAACCAUCUCUUCCUUCGCAGCGGGGCCCUUUGCGCAGCAGGCCCUGCGGACAGUCCAGUGCUCCUGGCAGAGCGGUCCAGGCCUCGGCUCCAUUCCCGUGUCCAGCUUUGUGCCGGCCAACGACGACUACUUUGUCAAGUAUGCCAACGACUACCUCGUGUUCGACCUGGACCCGGAGAUGAAGGGGGUCAUGCUCAACGCGCUCGCGAACCCAAACGCCGGCACCGAGUCCGCCGUCCGGGCAGACUGCCCCUCGGGCAACUGCAAGUUCCGAGACUACGGGACGGGGAUCACGCACUCGACCAUCGGCAUGUGCAGCACCUGCAUCGACCUCGGGGCCCACGUCACGGACACCGAGGUCGCGGGCCCGAAGCUGGGCUUGUAUCUCCGCAACUACUCGCUGCCGUGGGACGGCAGCGUAGACGCGUUCGAAAUCGACCGCAUGGAGAACUGGGGCAGCUACAUCGUGCCCCAGAGCACCGAGAAGAACCCUUGGAUGUCGCUGACCAUGCGCGGGUCCUUUGACUACGCCAGGCGCGGCUGGACGCCCGAGUUUUGGGACUCGGCGUCGGACGCGCUCUUCAACGUCACCAUCAUGGCCGCGUCGGAUGCGCCGUGCACCGUGGUCAACGAGAAUGGGGUCAAAUUCUGUCCGUGGCAGAUCAGGAACGACAUGGCACCGGAGAAUAAUUUUACGAGCCUCGUGGCCGUGGGUUGCAGACUCUACCCUUGUCUAAAGAACUAUCGCGCCCAAGUGAAGUCGGGCGUGCUCACAGAGGAGCUGGUCUCUACCGUGCCGGCCCGCACAAACAGUUUAGAAAAAGUCAACGAAAAGGGCCUCCAAGUAAACAUCACAGCCCUGCAGGACCCCUGCUUCCUCGCAGAUCAAGGCAACGAGGGUAAAAAAGUGUUUACAUCUGAAGAAUUCGGCCAGGUCCCCCCGGCGCAGCACAGAACAUUCUCCCGCAUCACGACGGCCCAGUCCACCGUCGUCCAAGCCCCGUCAGACUGCCUCUACCACGCAUCCGGCAUCUACCUCCAAGCGAUGAAGAGCCACCUGAUGGAGCUCUUGGCCGGUCGGUGCCGCUACACAAACUCGGGGGUGUUCCAAAGGCCCCCCUCGGUGACGUGCGGCGAAAAGUGGUGGCUGGAUCCGCUGUACGCGUCGCGCAACGCCUCGGUGGAUAGCAUUUCCGCCGCGAUGCAAGGCCUCGCCGUCGCCGUGACGAACCAGUUCCGGCGGACGGGCAGUGGACCACACAGACCGCGCGCCGAGGGUGAUGAGACGGGGUUGACUGUGCGCGGUGACGUGUGGGACGACACCAUGUGUUUUUCACUGCGGUGGGAGUGGCUGCUCCUUCCCGCGGGGUUGGUUGUGUUUACGCUGGUGCUGCUUUUUGCUGCAGUCUUGAGAUCGUACAUGGAGCCCGAGCAGCCGGUAUGGAAGGCCAGCGUGCUUCCCAUGGUUUUAUAUGGGUUGGCGGGUAGGGGUGAUAGCAGCAGUAAUGAGGGCUAUGCCCGACGAGACUUGAUGGAACUGAAAAAGGUGGAGCAGGUUAGCAAGAAGUUGAAAGUCAGGUUUGACAAGCUGGGAGGGAGUGGGUUUGCCGCCUAGGGAGUAUGGAGUAGGGAGUAGUAGUGCUUGCCUUUGUUGCUUCUUUUAACAGAUUGAAAUACUUGGUAUGGUGA
This is a messenger RNA of Pyricularia oryzae 70-15, 2114 nucleotides long. RefSeq lists its product as uncharacterized. Bases 1 to 2040 code for a protein of 679 amino acids. NCBI's taxonomy places the organism in Eukaryota, Fungi, Ascomycota, Sordariomycetes, Magnaporthales, Pyriculariaceae. The record is from RefSeq and is a predicted model, not a curated record. The transcript is spliced from 2 exons.